Rotaria sordida is the source of this 2814-nucleotide messenger RNA. Lineage: Eukaryota; Metazoa; Rotifera; Eurotatoria; Philodinida; Philodinidae. The record is from the annotation of a GenBank genome assembly.
AUGGAUUAUAAGCGAAAAAUACAUGAUGGGAAAAAUAAAACUAUUGUUAAUGAUUUAAUAUCAAUGAGUAUUAUUAAUGAACCAUUAAUGAUUGUUCUUGAUAAUGAUGAUGAUAGUAAUGAUGAUGAUAGUGAUGAUGUUAAUGAUAAAUAUGAAUUUAUCGAUUUAACAACAUCAUCAACAACAAUAACACAGACCAAUUCAAAUAAUAUUUUAUUAAAUGAAAAAAAUCAACAAAAAGAAGAAAUUAUUACACAGACAAUUUCAACAGAAGGUGAACAAUUACAAAUAGAACUAACAGAUUGCAAUCAUUCUUUAGUGAAUACAUCAAAAAAUACAUCAAAAAUUUUUCGUCAUUCUUCAAAAACUUCGAACAAAUUAACAAAAUCAAAUAGAUCUAUUCGAAAUAUUGCUAUUGAUACAAAUUUUAUGCGACAAAAAACUCAUCAACCACAACGAACUAAACCUGUACCUAAACGUAAAAAAGUAUCUACAUCUAAUUCAAUUGAUAAUCACAAAGAUUUUUCUAUUGAUGAUCAUCCUAUUGAUUGUAUACUAUCACAUAUUUCAUUUGAACAAUCUACUAUAUUAACUAUUUCACGUAUGGGUUCAAUAUAUUAUUGUGUUGAAGAUCUUUAUAUAAAAGCAUUUUCAUCUUUAUGUACAUUCGAUGAAUUUAUAUAUUUAUUAGAAGGUAUCGAUAGAAAUAUUCUUAAAACAGUAACAUUAUCAGAAAAAAUAUCUAUUGAACAACAAAAUCCUCUUUUAAAAACAUUUAAUCGUACACGUUAUCAUCUUUUAACAAUAAAUUCAUUUGAUUAUAUAACUAAAUUAAAACAAUUAUUAAAUAAAUAUGAAAAAUCUAUUGAAAAAAUCUUUAAUGAAAUGCCUAGUCAUAAACAAACACCAAUGUCUAUUCCGUUAAACAAUAAAAUUUCAACAUCAUCAAUAUCUACAGAACAUAUGGAAACUAAUAACAAUAACGAACAGUCUAAAUAUUUAACAACUUCAAAAGAAAAACAACAAUUAAAUGAAUUAUCUCAAUUUGGAAUUUUUAUUCCACAUAAUAAUCCUGGUAAUUGUAAUAGAAAUUCAACAAAUGAAACGUUAUCAUCAAUAUCUAUUCCAGAUAUGAAUUCAAAAAUUAUAGCAAAAUCUGCAUUAAAAAAAAGACUCAGUAAUAAUAAUAAUAAUAAUAAUGAAUUUCAAUCAGAACAAAAUUCAAAUAAUAAUUUAACACAACAUUCACAUAACAUAUCUGAAAAUUGUUCGUCUUCAUUAAUUCCAAAUACUCCAUUAAAACAAAAUAUUCUUAAUUCAUUGGAUAUUGAUACAAAUCAUUCAUCUAUUCCGAAAAAUUCUUCAUUAAUAUCACCAACAACUAAUUUACUACAUCAUUUACGUCGUUCAAAAUCUAUGGCAUAUAAUAAAAAACAAAUUAAAAGACUUUCUUCUCGUUCAUCUAGUUUACCAUCAGUUAAAUUUCAUGUUAAAGAUAAUAUUAUAUUAAAAUCUUCAUUAACAACAAAAAAACCAAUUGAUUUAAUUGAUGAUAAUUAUAGAAUGCCAUUAAUUGUUAAUGUUGAAGAAAAUGUUGAAAUUAAUAAUCAAAAUAUUAAAAGUGAUGAAAAACUUCUAUCAUAUUCUCAACAAUCAUCAAUAAAUAAUACAAUGUCGUCUAUAUUACAAAAAAAAUCUAUUCCAUCGUCUGAUCAUAAUAUAUUUCGAUCUUCAUCGUUAUAUUUAAAACCAAUAACAUAUGAUGUUUAUUAUGAAAAAACUUAUCCAUCUUCAUCAUCAUCAUCAUAUGAAAAACCAAAAGAAUUACUUUCUAAUCAUGAAAAUGUGCAAUCAAAAUUAAUAUCAAUAUUAAAUAAUAAUCUUUCUCAAACAAAUUUAAAUUCAUCUUCUUCAACUAUGAUACCAUUCGUACAACAACGAAUUAAUAAUAAUAAUAAUAGAAAUGAUAAUAGCUAUUCAUUAAUAUCCGAACAACAACCAGUAUCGAUACCAUGUUAUUUACCUUGUUGUUCUGGUCAAUUAACAGACGAUAAAUUUUCUAUAUCAAAAAAUAUUUCUUCAAAUCAACGAAUGAUUCAUUCACAAUAUACAGUUUCACCUUCAUUAAAAUGUAAUCUUUCACAAACAUUAAAAAAUUCUAAUUCAUCAUCAUCAUUAUUAUCAUUAUCCAAUAGUCGAAAACUACGUCGAUUUCAAACAAAUCCAUAUCCAUCAUCAAAACAUUUUUUUCCUCAAACAUCUAUUCCUUCACAUUAUUCUCAAAAUUCAUUUAUCAGUGAAGUUCAAUCUAAACCAAAUAUUUAUCAUACAGUAUCACCAAAUAUUAUACAAAAUUGUGCUACAAUAAUAAGUCCACCAAAUACACCUAAUGGAUUAACAUUACCAAGUACAUUUUUUGGAAGUAUUGAUAUAUCACAAGCUAUUGUUAAACAUAGUCCUAUUGAUAUGGAUAAAAUACCAAAACUUGUUGUAAGACAUACAAAAACAUAUUUAAAUAAAAAAAUUGAUACUAUGGGACAAUUAUUUCCAACAUGGUUUAAUGAACCAGAUUAUCGUUGUAUACAUUGUUUUACAUGUGAUCAAGUAUUUACGCCACAACAAUUUAUGACACAUGUUGAUGAUGAACAAAUGAUAAAUAUACAACCAUUACAUAUGACAUCAAUACAAUUAUUAACAUCAGAAAAAUUAUCAGAUUAUAAAGUUGCAUUAUGGAAUGAAUUUUGUACAAAUCUAACUAAUUAUGCAAGUAAAUUUGCUGAAUUAGGAAAAAAGAAAUGUACAAAGAAUCACUGA